GGGAGAUAUUCUAGUGGUUGGGGUAAAAUGGUACAGCGUGGAAUCAAAUGUGUUUGGUAUUUUAAUAUUCACAACUUGCCUUCUCCUCUUCUUAUGCGUUCCUCUUUCUGUGUUAGAGAGAGAAGAGAGGUUGAAGAAGAAAGCUUGAAGCUGAAGAAGAGUUUCUCUUUUCCCUCCGGCGACAACUUGCGGAGACAUUCGUGCUGGUAGUUCUACUACUCAGACGAGAUUCGUCGUCUCGUCUUAACGUCGCUGCUGCCUGUUUAUGGAACUUGACGAUUUGGAUCUCGGCGGUUCCUGGCCGUUGGAUCAGAUCACGUUUUCUUCGAAUUUCAGGUCUCCGGUCAUUUUCUCGUCCUCCGAACAGCCUUUCUCUCCUCUCUGGUCCUUCUCCGAAGCAGCCUCCGCCUCCGGAGAUGCUGGCGGCGAGCUCUGCUCCGCCGCAGGAGCUCCCACUCGUUUCACGGAUUAUUCCGUUUUACUUGCAAAUCUGCAACGAGGGUCGUCAAAAUGCACUGGCUGAGAUUUUGGAGAUACUGACCGUGGUGUGCGAGACCUACAAACUGCCUUUAGCUCAGACAUGGGUGCCUUGCAGGCACCGUAGCGUUUUAGCCUUUGGAGGCGGUUUUAAGAAAAGCUGUUCGAGCUUCGACGGUAGCUGUAUGGGGAGAGUCUGUAUGUCUACUAGUGAUUUAGCGGUUUACGUUGUGGACGCUCAUGUUUGGGGUUUCAGAGACGCUUGUGCUGAACACCAUCUGCAGAAGGGACAAGGCGUUGCUGGAAGGGCUUUUCUCUCUGGAAACCUCUGCUUCUCCAGAGAUGUUACUCGCUUCUGCAAAACCGACUACCCGUUAGUACACUAUGCGCGCAUGUUCAAGCUGACCAGCUGUUUCGCGGUUUGCUUGAAGAGCGCGUACACCGGAGACGACGAGUACGUUCUCGAGUUCUUUCUUCCCCCGGCCGUAACAGACAAGGGCGAGCAAGAUUGUCUGUUGGGUUCUCUGUUUCAGACGAUGAAGCAGCACUAUUCGAGUCUCAAGGUUGUCUCUGCAACCGAACUCUGUGAAAACGAGUUGUCUAUUGAGGUCGUGGAAGCGUCAGAGGACGGAAUGGUUUACUCAAAACUUGAACCAAUCCAAAUACAUCAUUCAGCACUAAUCAUCUCAAAGGAGUACCUUCAGCUCAAUGCACCUGAACAGAAGCUGAGCCUAAACCCUCUUGACCUUGCGGAGAACAACGAAGUUGCUGAUGAUGGGUUCGAGAGGCUCCAAACGCUUCAUCCUUCCCCGGAGGCCAAAACAGGAAAGAAAUCGGAAAGAAAGCGCGGGAAAACCGAGAAAACCAUCAGUCUAGAAGUGCUUCAGCAAUAUUUUGCGGGCAGUCUAAAAGAUGCAGCCAAGAGCCUCGGUGUUUGCCCAACCACAAUGAAACGCAUUUGCCGGCAACACGGGAUCUCGCGGUGGCCAUCUCGUAAAAUCAACAAGGUGAACCGAUCUCUCACGAGGCUUAAACAUGUUAUAGACUCGGUUCAAGGCGGUGAUGGAUCAAUCAAUUUAACGUCCCUCUCCUCUCGCCCUUGGCCUCACCAAGUCUCUCCACUCGAAAACCUUCCACAGCCACCAGCCACCAGAUCCCCGACAAGUUACCAUCUCCAAGAUAUCAAGCUCGAACACCGAGAUGCAGAAGACAGUGCAGGUUCAUCAACGUCUCGUGCUUCUUGCAAAGUGAGUCCUAUCUGCGAGACGCGUUUUCGGAUGCUAACACAAAGCCAAGAAGCAUUCAAACAAACGGGCUUGGACGAUUCAGACAGUACCUCUAAAAACAUAACUUGUUUUUGGAACACCCAAGACACACCUUCUCCAACAACACUCCACAACAAGCUCGUGAGUAUAAAGGCAACGUAUAGAAAAGACAUCAUCAGGUUCAAGAUCUCACCAGAGUCGGUAAGCAUUACAGAACUGAAGCAGCAAGUGGCUAAGAGGCUGAAACUCGAAACGACGGCGUUUGAGCUCAAGUAUCUAGACGACGACAAGGAAUGGGUCUCGGUCUCGUGCGAUGCUGACCUCAGCGAGUGUCUGGACACGUCAUCUGUUGCGACGGCAGCGAAAUCGAACACACUGAGGCUCUCGGUUCAUGAUGUGACUCCAAACUUUGGGAGCUCAUGCGAAAGCUCUGAGGAAACUAUGAUGUACUUGUGACAAUGCUUCACUGGUACAAUAACUUUCUUGUAUGGCUCUGAGAGUUUUGUUUAUGUUUUUUUGCUUGGAACAAUGGCUUUUUUUUUUUUUUCCUUAGAAGAGGAGUUUUAGUGUUAAUUUUUAAAGUUGUAUAAAAAGAACACUUCUCCACAUCAAUAGAUGUUGAUUGGAAUAAAUGAAAUAAACUUUAUUCCCC
Molecule: messenger RNA, 2394 nt
Organism: Thlaspi arvense
Lineage: Eukaryota; Viridiplantae; Streptophyta; Magnoliopsida; Brassicales; Brassicaceae
Source: the annotation of a GenBank genome assembly